Molecule: messenger RNA, 3328 nt
Organism: Epinephelus moara (kelp grouper)
Lineage: Eukaryota; Metazoa; Chordata; Actinopteri; Perciformes; Serranidae
Product: cytochrome P450 2J4-like
Exons: 9
Coding region: 93-1586 (497 amino acids)
Biological process (GO): xenobiotic metabolic process
Cellular component (GO): intracellular membrane-bounded organelle; cytoplasm
Molecular function (GO): iron ion binding; oxidoreductase activity, acting on paired donors, with incorporation or reduction of molecular oxygen, reduced flavin or flavoprotein as one donor, and incorporation of one atom of oxygen; heme binding
Source: RefSeq, a predicted model, not a curated record
UCUGUAAUCUGUCAGUAAUGUGGGUUCUGUGUAGUGUGAGGUCUUGAAAAGCUCUGACCAUCCUGCUGCUGCCGGUUUAACUCUCUUUAACAAUGUGGUUUUUUGAUUUUUUGCUGGGUUUUGACCUCAAGGGGCUAUUCUUGUUUAUAUUUAUCUUUAUCCUAAUAGCAGACUUCCUCAAAAACAGGAAUCCUCCAAAUUAUCCUCCAGGACCGAUGGCUCUUCCAUUUGUAGGGAAUCUCUUCAGUGUGGACAGUAAACAGCCAAACAUUUAUUUUACCAAGCUGGCUGAGCUCUAUGGCAAUGUGUUCAGCGUUCGCCUCGGCAGUGAAAAGAUGGUGUUUGUGUCUGGGUACAAGAUGGUGAAGGAAGCCUUAGUGACAAAAGCCGACAACUUUGUGGAUCGACCAUACAGUGCAACGGCUGACAGGGUGUACUCAGGAGACUCAGGUGGUCUGUUCAUGAGCAAUGGUGAAACAUGGAAAAGACAGAGACGCUUUGCCUUGUCUACAUUACGCACCUUCGGCCUGGGCAAAGGUACCAUGGAGCAGAGUAUAUGUGUGGAGAUCCGACACCUGCAGGAGGAGAUAGAAAAGGAGAGAGGUGAACCUUUCAACCCAGCAGGCCUCUUCAACAAUGCUGUGUCCAACAUCAUUUGUCAGCUGGUGAUGGGGAAACGCUUUGACUACAGUGACCACAACUUCCAGAUCAUGCUGAAGUAUAUAUCUGAAGUCUUUAGGCUGCAAGGCUCUGUAUGGACUAUGCUCUAUGAGGCAUUUCCUGGAGUGAUGAAGCACAUGCCAGGUCCUCACAACACAAUGUUCAGCAGCUAUAAUGCCAUCCUCGACUUCAUCAGCCAGGAGGUAAAGAGCCACAAGAAGGACCUGGACCCCAGCGAUCCGCGGGACUACAUUGAUGCUUUCAUCAUUGAAAUGGAAAAUCACAAAGAGACGGACCUGGGCUUUACUGAGGCCAAUCUGGCUGUGUGCUCUCUGGAUCUGUUCAUGGCUGGAACUGAGACAACUUCCACCACUUUGCUGUGGGCUUUGAUUUACCUCAUCAAAAACCCUGAGAUUCAGGACAAAGUCCAGGCGGAGAUAGACAGAGUGAUCGGACAGACCCGACAGCCCAGUAUGGCAGACAGACCCAACCUGCCCUACACUGACGCUGUCAUCCAUGAGAUCCAGAGGAUGGGAGACAUUGUUCCUCUUAAUGCACCCAAAAUGGCCACCGAGGAUACGACACUGGGUGGUUACUUCAUACCCAAGGGUACGACCUUGAUGUCCAACCUGACCUCUGUGCUGUUCGACAAGACUGAAUGGGAGACUCCAGACACCUUCAACCCCGGACACUUCCUGGAUGCUGAGGGAAAGUUUGUAAAGAGAGAAGCCUUUCUGGUUUUCUCUGCAGGGAGACGUUCGUGUCUCGGAGAAGGCCUCGCCAAGAUGGAGCUGUUCCUGUUUCUGGUUGCUUUACUACAGAAGUUCACUUUUUCCGUUCCUGAUGGAGUAGAGCUGAGCACAGAGGGAAUAACUGGGAUAACACAUGUACCGCACCCCUUCAAGGUUUACGCCAAGGCUCGCUGAAUUUUGCAACAUCGCACUGUGUCAUUUUUCAUCCAACCAGUGCCAUAAUUGAUGGUUGUUUUUAAAAGUAAAAUACUGCUUCAUUUAAACAGAUAUUAAACUAACAUUUUAUUUUUGUGGACAAUGUAUAUACAGUCUAUGGUUUUCACAUGCUUAGCAUGACAUAAGAAAUAAUAAACCCAAAGGAGUGUCUAGAGUGGCAAAGUAUUAAAUCAGAAUUUGCAGAAGAGAAUGACACAUCGACUGACAGGUCUGUCACUCAACGUUAGCACAUGAUGUCCCUGUCUGCCCCAUCUGUCCCUGUCUGCCCCAUCUGUCCCUGUCUGACUGCAUUCUUAACCUGCAUAAGAAAAUAAACCUCGUAGCACACCUUGAAUUAUGAACAAGCGGUCCCUCCUAUCACUAGGAGGCAAGUGGCAGUCAGCGUCCGACUUCGGCCGCCAGCUGAAAUUCCCUGCAGAGAUCACCAUGUCAUCUCUACGUCCAGACACCAUGCUCUGGUCAGCUCCCGCCAGAACAGUUAUUAUGAUAGAGCUGACCCUCCCAUGGGAAGAAGAGAUGGAGGCUGCAUAUGAGAGAAAGGAGGAGAGGUACGUGGAACUGUCAGCCACAUGCUCGCAAGCUGGGUGGAGAGCAUGCACUUUCCCAGUGGAAGACAGGUGCAGGGGCUUCACUGGAACAUCCACACAGCGGCUCCUGAAAACGCUCAGAGUUUCAGGUCCCACAAGAAGUGGGCCCUCCAAGAUCUGGUGGAGGAGGCAGAGCAAGGGACCUUUUGGAUCUGGCUCCGGAGGAAGGACAAGGCGUGGGGAAAGGAAGGAUCCUAAGCAGGCUGCAGGGGGUGGUAGAGAGACGUCCCUACUGAUGUUCCGGGAAUAAUGGGGCGAAACAUCUGAGAAGGGUGGCUCCCUGCUGAUGACCCUGCACAAUGGCACCGUCAGAGGUGCGACAGGCACCUCUGUGCUUACAUCUCCUGAUAUUACUGAGGUCUGCUGCUAAAGUCAGCGUUAUGUUUCACUCAGUAGAACUCAGAUUUAAUAAAGCAGCAGUUAUAAAAUUGUGGAGACAAGCAGAGAUUUAUUCACUUCACAUGGAGCUAAAAUUAAUUCUGAAUUAUGUUAACUGUUUGCCGAAUGUCUUAGUGUCUGUUUAUGAGUUGUAGGAAGUCAUAAAUCGUCAAUUAGAAGUAGAUGUUUACUGUAAGUUAGCUUGGGCUCCGUUAGAUUUAACAAUAUGCAAACGUAGCAAGGUAAGCUAAUCGCUAACACACUUGUUUUAAAAGGAAAACAACCAAUGCUUUGAGUCGGCUGUCAGAGAUAUCAGAGGUAAUAUCAUGUUAUCCUGUAGCAGGUGUAACAGGUGGUGUGUUUCACGUGUUUUACUUCCAAAUCACUUCAGAAAAGAGGAUUAGCAUACCGUUAGGUACGGUUAUGGGUGGCAGUAGCUCAGUCCAUAGGGACUUGGGUUGGGAACUGGAGGGUCACCUGUUCAAGUCCCUGUCCGGACAAAAUAUGGAGCGUGGACUGGUGGCUGGAGAGGUGCCAGUUCACCAACUGCCCUUGAGCAAGGCACCGAACCCCCAACCGCUCGGGGCACCUGUCCAUGGCAGCACCCUCACUCUGACAUCUCUCCACUUUGUGCAUGUAUAGGUCCUGUUUGUGCAUGUGUGUGUAUUUCAGACGGAGCGAAAAAAUUGAAUUUUACUUUAUUUUAUUUGAUUAAUAAAGUAUAUAUAUACAUUG